AUGGAGCCUGUUCAGACAGGAUGGGAAGCACUCAGUACCGCCUCGAGUCGAAGAUGUCCUAAACUUUUCUAUAAAUUCGCAGCCGAUGAAGAAGGAUAUGAGCUUCAGAUUACCGACAUUACUGCGUUGUGGGCAGCAAAGUUUACAGCAGAGGAGAUCUGCGAUUAUGCUAGAAAUUCGAGGGCAAGUAUAGAUCCGUCAGAGUCUACUUCUCAGCUCAAAGUUUUGUAUGAAAAGCUUGCAGAAAGCCUCCGUUCCGGACCAAACAUACUAAAGCAAGACGAAAAGACAGAAUGUGAAGCAAUCUUCCUGCAAACAAUUCUUGACCUACCAAGACCCCUCCAGCCACUCAGGUGGGAGUUCUACCUCGAAUCAAAGGGAGCUCUCGACCUCGCUGAGAGCAUUCUUAAACCUUGCCUUCACCAGGCUUCAUUGGGGCUUAAGAAGAUCGACUCACUGAUCGAUGUUAUAGCGGCCAAGGAUCGCGCACUGGCUCGGCUUCUGGAAAAGAUUGAAAACUCUUCUAUAGACUUGACGUUAAUCUUUCCUGGUAUUACUGGCGUUAGAGCCCGCAAAGGACAGGUGACUCUCAAGGAUGCUCAGAAACAUGUGCCAGGACUUGCUGAAUUCAAGCGGGACCAUUGGUCGACUCUUUUUGAUGCUGAUAGUCCUUACUCAGAUUUUGAGUCAUCAGGUCUAUCCAAGCUCGUAGCGGGAAACGAAAAGUGCCCCAAGCAUACUCCUGAACAACAUCAAAAGUGGUAUCGAAAGCUUCCCAAAGCGUCUGCCACCAUCAGUCAGGUAGCACAGGCGUCCUGGCUCCGAUCCUCCAGCCCUGUCAAGCAGGACAGCGAAGACGAAUUCGAGACUCAGAAGAAGCGAGCUCCGGGUGCAACGCCGGGACGAGUGGUCAACAUUCCGGCAGAGAGCGACCACGAACAGGAAAGACCCUCGAAGAGAAUUAAGACUACUCUAUCCAAACCACCACCACGUUUGAAUGGACGCUCUACACAGUUAUUGGCAAGAUCUAGUUCACCGAACCUGCCAUCCUCACCUCCACCUGUCCCACAUUUCGAGACCAAGCCAUCAGUUGAUUCAGACGGUACCGAGACAGAGUCAGAACCCGAUCUUGAUGCGAUACCAAAGCGUAAAGAACGGUCGGGCGCAUUAGGCAAAAGAAUGAAUCCACCGCCUCGACCUAAAGUUGCACGCCAAGCAACAAAAAGCUCAACACUAUCUUCUUCACCACCGCCUCUGAGACCUGAAGCCUCCAUCAUGUCUUCGUCGCCACCGUUGCAACCCCCUGCUCACGAACCAAAAAAUGCAGACACCGAAGAUGAUUUCGAGGCAAUUUCUGCUCUCCGCAGUCCCAAAACUCCUCGGAAAGAGGAUAGGCUCGUCUCUUCUCCUCAGAAGACCGAUUCGGCAACCCCAACACCAAGUAAGGACAAGAAGGAGGAUCGUACGAGCAAACUACCAAGCACACAAACUACACCAUCCCGACACCGGUUAGGCAGGCUAGGCAGCCGCAAUAGUAAUGAACCUGCAAGCACACAAACUACUCCGUCGCGUCAUCGCCUAGGUCGACUGGGUAGUCGUCUAUCACAGAUGCAAUCUCAACGCUCGCAAGCUCAAGAACCACAGGCAGAGGAUGACAGAAUGGAUCUUGAUAUCAUUGAUGAGAGCAAAGAUAAAGAGGAAGACUAUCAGAGCGACGCAUCAACAGCUUCCACGGCAUCUCCACCAGCGAGUCCGACACCAAAAAAAGUUCGUGAUGUGCCAACCAGUCAGGCCGCGUCACAACAUGCAAAAAAUUAUGAAACCGAUUCACAGAACGCGAAGUCUCAGAUACAACCAGAACCUGAAGUUCCGGAGACAAACGAAGAAAAGCUUGCACGACGAAGGGAGGAGUUGAAGAACUUGCAGACUGGCAGGUCUGGAGUGGCAGGCGGUACAUCUGGUGUAAGGAAGAAGCGGAAGUUCUGA
Molecule: messenger RNA, 1986 nt
Organism: Lithohypha guttulata
Lineage: Eukaryota; Fungi; Ascomycota; Eurotiomycetes; Chaetothyriales; Trichomeriaceae
Exons: 1
Coding region: 1-1986 (661 amino acids)
Biological process (GO): double-strand break repair via nonhomologous end joining
Cellular component (GO): DNA ligase IV complex; nucleus
Molecular function (GO): DNA end binding
Source: RefSeq, a predicted model, not a curated record